Pseudonaja textilis is the source of this 1504-nucleotide messenger RNA. RefSeq names its product beta-1,4-N-acetyl-galactosaminyltransferase 2 (SID blood group) (gene B4GALNT2). The record is from RefSeq and is a predicted model, not a curated record. Lineage: Eukaryota; Metazoa; Chordata; Lepidosauria; Squamata; Elapidae. Gene Ontology annotation, molecular function: acetylgalactosaminyltransferase activity. Gene Ontology annotation, cellular component: Golgi membrane. Gene Ontology annotation, biological process: UDP-N-acetylglucosamine metabolic process; UDP-N-acetylgalactosamine metabolic process.
GUCCAAUGAAUCACUGUGAAUGUUCACAAACUGGCAAAUUGACCAUCUAUCAACUGGAAAACUAUAUAGAUAAAGAUAAACUUGAAUUCAUAAGGCAUAGACAUGAGAAGGAAUUCAAACAUUAUCAGACAAAGCAUCCAUUUGAGAAAAAAGAUAUCCUUUAACCAAAUAUUCCUUUGAGCUAUCCCAUUCAAGAGGCUGAGGUGAUGCCCUCGCACACCAUUGUACUUCCAGGGCUAGGUUUCCAUGGAACAAGUAGAGAAACUUUAAAGGUUCUUCUACAGGCAUCCUUUGGUAAUCUGAAUACCCUUGCUGAUGUUUCUGAAGAAGUGGUCCAAGGACGGCUGAUUAUCACUAAUUCCUAUGUGAAGCUUUUGAAUCAUAUACUGAAACAUGUUACAUACACUAGUACAACGUACCGACUAGAUGUAGUGGAUAUGAUGAACUUUACAGAUGGAACUUACUUUGUUAGAUUUCCUGCAACCAUUCUACAACUGCACCUUCCUAAGCUAUUUGACUCAGGGCCAGAAAAGAACAUUAGAAACAUGGUAACCAUCACAAUAAAAGCAUUUUUACGCUAUCACAAGCUGCGGAUUCUCCUGAAAAGCAUAAAACAAUACUAUCCGAAUACAACAGUAAUUGUGGCAGAUGACAGUGAACACCCAGAGAAGAUUGAAGAAGCAAAUGUUCAGCGUUACAUUAUGCCUUUUGGAAAGGGCUGGUUUGCAGGGAAGAACCUUGCAAUUUCAUAGGUCACAACCAAGUAUUAUCCUUGGGUGGAUGAUGACUUCACCUUCACUGAAAAAACAAAGAUCAAGAAAUUUGUGGAUGUGUUAGAGAAGAGCAACUUGGAUGUGGUUGGAAGCAGUGUGGAUGGAAAUGAAUAUAAGUUUAAGAUGUUCUGUCAGGAAGGAGAAGAUAGCAGCUGUUUGUACCUCAGAAGCGGCUUCUACUAUCCCUUGGAAGGCUUUCCCAACUGUGUGGUGACUAGUGGUGUAAUCAAUUUCUUCCUGGCUCAUACAGAGGAAAGCAGGCGUGUUGGAUUUGAUCCUAAGCUACAGAGGGUGGCUCAUUUAGAAUUUUUUAUGGAUGGGCUUGGAAGCUUGCAGGUUGGCUCCUGCAAUGAUGUUAUCAUUGGUCACCAGUCACACCAAAUUUCCACCAACAUACUAGAAGCUAAUGUUGAAAAAUUGUAUGAUAGAUUUCGGAAUAGAACUGAGAAAGAACUUAGGUUUAAACUGCCCUUACAUUACUUUAAGAACAGAAUGAAAUGCUAUUCAAAGGGCAGAUUGAUUCUUCCAAGUCUGAAUAGUUUUGGAAUGAAUUCAGCAACUUUUAAUUAUUUUGUUUUAGGAGCUGUACUUUUCCUCUUUGACAACUCAGUGUUUUACAGACUUCAUUAAAAAAUGAUGGUUUUUAGUGUCCUUUGUGAAUCUUCUCUACUGUGGAAGUUCUAAUAGAAGAAUUCUUUCUUCCAGCUCUUUAUAUAUUUAACAAUAAAUAU